CCGCCAUUCCCAUCACGCAAACAGUUCCAGGAUAAAAAAAAAGAUUACUUCCUCCACAGGACAGGACAGGAGGAGGCGGAGGGCGAAUCGUCCCGUCUCCUCUCGUCUCGACCCCCAUCUUCUUCCUUCCUCGCAUCGCAUCCCAUCCCAUCCCUGCGCCCGAGUUAUUUAUAAAUACGCAGACCCCAAUCGCGCCGGGUUUCGCUAGGGUUCGCGAGAUUUCUCCUGCUGCCGCCGGGGUUUGUUCCUCCGCUCGCCUGCUCCAUCCGUCCGCCCUCGGUGGCUGGAUCGAUCUGGGUGUGUGGGGAGUGAGGGGGGAUUCGUGCGUGCGGCGCGGGGGUUCCGGAGGGGGCUCGAUUCGGCGAGGCUGGGGCGUGGGGGCGGGCGGUCGGGCCACUGGACCUGCGCCCACUGGCUGCGGGCCAUGGCCGGGAUCGACGGCGCCGGGGACGCCCCCGCCGCGCGGCUGCCCGAGUUGACGCCCGUCGAGCGCGUCGAGCAGAAGCUGAUCGCCUGCGGAGUUCCGGAAGAGCAGCUGCGGGAGGACCAUCAGGAAGCCCUGCUCAUGUACUUGGAGGAGCACGCCGAUAAGAUUUCUGAGGUCAUGGCGGUCAUCUUGUCAGCGGGCACCGAUAUUUCGGAGGCCCGCAAGUCCUCGAAGAAGGAUGAAGACAGCGGCAGCAGCAGCGAUGGCGAUGCGUACAGCGAGAGCUUGUCGUGGUUGCAGUGGAUGAUGUUCCGCAACGAGCCGGAUGCAGUGCUUGAUGACAUGGAGCAUAGCAGUGCGGGAGAGCGUGCCGUCUGCGGGUCUGUCUGGGGGCAGAACGACCUCGCUUACCGCUGCCGGACCUGCGAAAACGACUCCACAUGCGCCAUCUGUGUUCCAUGCUUCCAGAAUGGUAACCACGAGGAUCAUGAUUACUCCAUCAUGUAUACAGGUGGUGGAUGUUGUGACUGCGGGGAUGCUACUGCCUGGAAGCGUGAAGGGUUCUGCUCGAGGCACAAGGGGGCCGAACAGAUUAAGCCUCUUUCCGAGGAGCUUGCGAGCUCUGUGGGGCCUGUGUUGGAUGAGCUCUUGCUCUUCUGGAAGGAGAGGAUUUGUCUGGUGGAAGCCCCAACUCGGAAGGCUGGCGAGGGUACUCCCUGCAAGAGUGUUGCUGAGGAGUUGACGACUUCUAUUGCUGACAUGCUGCUUCGCUUCUGCACCUCUAGUGAAAGUCUUCUUAGUUUUGUGUCCCAAAGGAUCCGUGAGUCACCAGAUCUCUUGGAUGUAUUGACGAGGGCGGAAAGGUUGCUGGACAAGGAAGUUCUGAAAAAUUUGCAUGAGCUGCUAUUGAAACUUAUCACUGAACCAGCUUUUAAGUACGAGUUUGCCAAAGUUUUCAUACAGUACUAUCCUGGUACAUUUUCUGAAGUUAUUAAAGGGAACAAUGAUAAUCCGCUGGACGAGUAUCGACUGAUACCGACUUUUUCUGUUCAAAUAUUUACCGUGCCUACGCUGACUACAAGGCUUGUGCGGGAGCACAAUUUGUUGGGUAUUCUUCUUGAAUGUUUGACAGUUCUAUUUCUUUCUUGCGUAGGUGAGGAUGCUCAUUUACAGACAAGCAAAUGGGGAAAUUUGUAUGAUUCUUCUCUUAGAUUAUUGGAAGAUACACGCUAUGUCGUGAGCCAUGAGGAGGUUUCCAAGUAUGUUGCUUAUGAGAGGCCUGAUCUAACAAGGUCAUGGAUUAAGCUAUUGUCACUUGUGCAAGGAAUGGAUCCUCAGAAGAGAGUGACAAGUAUUCAUGUUGAAGAUGAGAAUGAGAAUCUAGCUUCGCCUUUCAUGCUAGGACAUUAUCUUGGUAUCAUUCAGAAUCUUUUGAUGAAGGGAGCCUUUUCUUCUCCUGGGCAACAAGAGUCAACUGAUGUUACUGUAUGCUCCACUGCGAUAAAAGGCAUGGAAAGUGCCGAGAAUCAGCGUCAUGCUAAAGUUGGAAGGGUCUCCCAGGAGAACUUGGUAUGCAAUUCAAGUACCAGAGAGAGUGCUUCGAGCAGUGAAUUACCAGCACCUGCUACCUGUUUAAUUCGUCAGUGCUUGAAAGCUAUUGAGAGCUGGCUGGAACCUGGUCCUCGGAGGAGAAAGUUGUCGUCCCUCGAUGCUAGCAGCACUGAUGCUCGCAAUUUUCUGGCCUUGCUUGAAGACACUUUGACUAUUAACAAAGGUGGAUCAAGUAAACAGAUUGGUGAUGUGGGCAUGAAGGUGAAUGAAGGAUCCCAAAUAGACGAUGCUGCAGAUUAUCAUGAAGUGGUCAGUUCUCCUGCCCAAGAAUCCGACGACAUGAUGCUGAUAGAUCAAGUAGGAUCGCCUCAGGCUGGAAAUGACUUAGGCAAGGGAAAGAUGAACGAAAGUAGCAAUGGAUUAGAUGUACAAUUACACUCUGAAAAUGCCAUUUCUGUUGCUCUGACCGAUGGCAGCCUUCUAUAUGCUCACCCAGAUUCAAGAAUUGAUGAACUAGGAAUACUGAACAUGACAAGCUGGCCUCGUGUUGUCUUUGAUGUCGGUUCACAAGAAACAUCUUUUCAUAUCCCAUUACACCGUAUGCUUUCUUUACUAUUGCGUAAAGCAAUGAAGAAAUGUUUCGGAGAGGAUGCCAAACCAGAGGAAUGUUCAGUUGUGCAGCCCAAGGAGUUUUUCUCUCAGGUACUUGGAGGUUUCAAGCCUUAUGGGUUUGCUUCAAUUGUAAUGGAGCAUCCAUUAAGAGUGAGAGUAUUUUGCGCACAAGUGCGUGCUGGAAUGUGGCGUAAGAACGGAGAUGCAGCUAUACUGAGUGCUGAGUGGUACCGCUCUGUGCAAUGGCUUGAACAGGGCUUGGAGUCGGAUCUGUUUCUGCUGCAAUGCUGUGCUGCAUUAUCUUCUCCAGAGUUCUUUGUGAAGACCAUUCAAGAAAGAUUUGGUUUGUCGAAUUAUAUAUCUCUGGUUCUCACGGAACAGAAUGAAUAUGAGCCAGUUCUAAUGCAAGAAAUGCUAGUUUUUCUUAUACAACUAGUCAAAGAACGCAGAUUUAUUGGGCGUUCGACAGCAGACAACUUGAAGAGAGAAUUGAUUUAUAAAUUGGCUGUUGGAGAUGCCACCCAUAGCCAGAUUGUGAAGUCUCUUCCCAGGGACCUUUCGUCAAGUGACCAACUUCAAAGUGUUCUAGAUUCACUCGCAGUUUACUCCAAUCCAUCUGGAAUGAAACAGGGCAAGUAUGUGCUUCGCAAAGCAUUCUGGAAGGAAUUGGACUUGUAUCACCCGCGCUGGAAUUCCAGAGAAAUACAGAUUGCUGAAGAGAGAUAUUACCGUUUUUGCAAAGUUUCUGCUCUUAACGCUCAACUACCUCAAUGGACUCAUGUUUUUAGCCCUCUGCACAGUAUUUCUAAGAUAGCCACCUCCAAAGCUGUCCUUCAAAUUGUUCGUGCUGUUCUCUUCUAUGCUGUUUACACCGAAGCAUCAUCGGUAUCACGUGCCCCGGACAAUGUUCUUGUGAUGGGUUUGCACCUUCUUUCGUUGGCACUUGAUAUAUGUGAAUCAGAGAGUCAAACGUAUGCGGACAAAUAUGGGAUGGACAUAGUGCAGCAUGAUGCUGAAUCAUGGGUUGUCCUGUCAUCGUAUGCAGAAGAGACUUUUCCCAUAUUGACCUACUCUACUGAAUCAGUCUCUCCAGAGUCUGACAAAGUAAAGAAUGAGAGCAUGCUAACCUUGCUUGUUUCACUAAUGCGCAAGUACAGCGAAGAGAAUGACAGCACCUUUUCUGGAUCCAAGUACUGCAAUGUUCCAUCUCUAGUUGAGAGUUUGUUAAAAAGAUUUGCCAAGUUAAGUAAGCAGUGCAUGUCUGCAUUAAGACAAAUGGCACCGCAAGUAGUUCCAUCUAUUCCGGAUCAUGGUAGCACUAAACAGAAUUCUGGAUCUCCAGAUCUGAUGGACAAGAAGGCAAAAGCGCGCCAACGUCAGGCCGCAAUCAUGGCAAAAAUGAAAGCAGAGCAGUCAAAAUUUGCUGAAAGUAUGAAGGCAUCAGAAAAUGAAGGGCAUCCUGAUGCAACAUUUGAGCCAGAUGCAUCCAGUUCAACCGCCGUUGCCUCUGAGGAGUCACGACCAGUUUGCUCUCUAUGCCGGGAUUCGGAUUCCAAAAGUCCACUCUGCUAUUUGAUUCUUCUUCAGAAAUCUCGGCUUGCAUCUUUUGUUGAAACGGGCAAUCCAUCCUGGGAUAACUUGAGUCAAUCAAAGAAGACAUCUGGGUCCAUCAGACGGGAAAAAUCAACCGAUUCCUCGGGUGCUGGGUCUUCUAGUUCAGAGGAACUUGUCAGGGAUACAACGAUAGAACCUUCCUUUGAAUUAGACAGCAUGGAAGUUGACGCAUUUCUUGAUUUCUCAAAUGAGCAACAUCCACUGAUUAGAUAUAUAUCAUGUUUCCCAAGUGGACGCUGUACUGGCAAUGCAGAUGACAAUAUCUCCCUUGAGACAAUUGAGGCUGAUGUAUACAAGUCUAUCAUAAAUGAUCUGGUUGGCAUUCAAGGUGGUGAGCAGAGUUUGUCUACUUCAAAUCUCACAGCUGGCUCCAAGACAAGCACAAGCCCUAAAAGUUCUGUUCUGGGAACAUAUGUUACUUGUCUUUCAACAAAAUACCGUCUUUCUUCUUUCUGUGAUGUAGCCUCCAAAUCUUCUGCCCCAGUAACAAUAAGAAACAGAUUUGGCCCCGUUGAUUGUGAUGGCAUCCACAUCUCUUCUUGUGGACAUGCUGUACACCAAGAAUGUCAUGAUCGAUAUUUGUUUUCCUUGAAACAAAGAUAUAUCAGGAGACUAGGUUUUGAAGGAGGUCAUAUUGUCGAUCCUGAUCUGGGAGAGUUGCUGUGUCCAGUGUGUCGCAGAUUUGCAAAUUCCAUUCUUCCGGCAUCACCGGAUUUCUCUGGUAUAACUAGGAAGGCGAUGCCAAUUGCUCAAACCAUGCCUACUGAAGCUGCUGCAACUGUACAUAAUUUACAGUUCCCUCGCGCACUGGCCCUCCUUGAAAGUGCCAGAAAAAUUGUUGGACAAAGCACAUUUCUAAAAGCUUUUCCUGGGAAUGUGAAUGACACUGCGGAGCCAGCUUUAGAUCCUUCCCUUCGAAGACUCACUAUGCUUUACUAUCCUCGCAGCAAAAGCAGCUUUUCAGCAUCUGAAAGGCUAAGCCCAUCCUUGUUUCUCUGGGAAACACUUCGGUACUCUGUCGUUUCAACAGAGAUUGCUUCUCGUGAUAGAAUGUCAAGCUAUUCUGCUCAACCGAAGUCUUGCUUAGAAUCUCUGCGCAGUGAAUUGAAUUCAUCGAGUGGAUUCAUAUUGUCUCUAUUGUUUCGUGUUUCUCACUCUGCACGUGUUCUGAACCGCCGUGAGGUUCUUCUGAGAUUUGAAGGUAUCCAACUGUUAGCAGGGUCUAUUUGCUCUGGUAUUUCUGGCGAUAAAGAUCUUUUGGAUGCUACCAAGCGAAAAGGCACUUCGCUACCUAUGGUUGACCCGGAAAGUGAGGGUGAAAUAUUUCCUGAUAUUCAAUUUUGGAAGCAAUGCGCUGAUCCAAUCCUUGCUCAAGAUCCAUUUUCUUCAUUGAUGUCAGCACUUUUCUGUCUACCUGUUGAAGUUUUGACAUCCACAGAAUUCUUCAUCCCUAUUGUUCAUCUAUUCUACAUUGUUUGUGUCAUUCAGGCACUAAUAACAUGCUACCGGGAAGAAGCCUUUGACAGAUCAAACUUCCGUAACUGCCUUCUCAACGAUGUUUGCCAGGAGAUGUCAGGAUAUGAUAUUGCUAGAGAAUAUUUUGUAUCUAAGCACAUUGAUCCCUCUUGUGAUCCAAAAGAUAUGGUACGGAGAUUAACACAUCCUUAUCUUCGGAGGUGUGCAUUGCUUUGGGAGCUGCUAAAAUCCUCUUCCUCAGCACCCUUAUAUGACAGUUCCAAUAUUUGGGAAGGGUCACAUCUUCACUUAGAUAGUAGCACAGCGGAAGGCAAUUCUUCACUGGCAAUUGAGCUGGAUGGAGUACAAGAACUGGAACACCUCUUUCAAAUUCAGCCACUGGACCUGAUUCUCAAAGAUGAGUGUGUACACAUGCUUGCCUUAAGAUGGUCUCAACAUUUCUGUGAAGACUACAGAUCUCGCAAGUAUAGAGGCAUCCUCUUUUCUACCCCCGCGGUCCCAUUCAGGCUGAUGCAGUUACCACCUGUCUACCAAGUUCUCCUAGAAAGAUAUGUCAAGAUGCAAUGCCCUGAUUGUGGUUCAGUGCCUGAUGAGCCAGCGUUAUGUUUGCUUUGUGGCAUUCUAUGUUCACCUAGUUGGAAACCAUGCUGCAGGGCUGGUAAAUGCCUAAAUCAUGCGUCUCAGUGUGGUGCUGGUGUUGGCAUAUUUCUUUUGGUGAGGAAAACAACAAUCCUGUUGCAACGAUCGGCUCGUCUUGCAUUUUGGCCAUCUCUGUACCUUGAUGCUUUCGGUGAGGAGGAUCAUGAAAUGCACAGAGGAAAGCCCUUGUAUCUUAGCCAAGAAAGAUACGCAGCCCUCACAUAUCUGGUGGCAUCUCAUAGCCUUGACCGGACUUCUGAAGUUCUGCGGCAAACAACCAUCAGCUUUUAUACAUCUGAUUAAGUGCAUCGUUUUGAGGAACAAUGCCCAAAGGAUCAUGUGAUGUGCAUAUUUUCUGGGAACUGUCGUCUAGCUUCAUAUUCAUGCUUUCCAGUGAUGGUGAAUUGCAUCCAUUCCCAAGGUGGCGCGGAUUCUGCCAGACUAUCGAGCCGUGCGUUGGUGUUUCAGACCUUGUUCGCGCACAAUGUACAGCGGUGCCUAUGGUGCCCCUUUUCUUUCCUUUUUCGUUCUUUUAGCAUGUGACCGGAUGGUUGGUUGAACUGUUCACAUUGUACAAAUUCGCCCUGUGAAACUAUCUGCAAGAAAUGUAGGCUAAUUAAACUGGUAA
Triticum aestivum (bread wheat) is the source of this 6947-nucleotide messenger RNA. Its product is annotated as E3 ubiquitin-protein ligase PRT6. Gene Ontology annotation, cellular component: ubiquitin ligase complex; cytoplasm. The transcript is spliced from 19 exons. Lineage: Eukaryota; Viridiplantae; Streptophyta; Magnoliopsida; Poales; Poaceae. The record is from RefSeq and is a predicted model, not a curated record. Gene Ontology annotation, biological process: protein ubiquitination; ubiquitin-dependent protein catabolic process via the N-end rule pathway. Gene Ontology annotation, molecular function: zinc ion binding; ubiquitin protein ligase activity. The coding region runs from base 425 to 6622 and encodes 2065 amino acids.